AUGCUCGGGCCCCGGCUGCUGCUGUUCCUCUCCUGCGGGGGUGCCCUGCUCAGCGCCGGUCUGGACGACAGCUCCUUGGUGCCCCCAGGCCUCCAGAGGCUGAAGGACUCCCCGCAGACAGCUCCAGACAGGGGCUGGUGCUCCACAUGGGGGGCCAGCCACUUCUCCACCUUCGACGGCCACGCGUAUGAUUUCUCGGGGACCUGCAACUACAUCUUUGCGGCCAUGUGCAAGGAUGCCUCGUCCACCUUCAGCGUGCAGCUACGGCGAGGGCCGAGCGGGAACAUCUCCCGGGUCAUCGUGGAGCUGGGGGCCUCUGUGGUCACUGUGGAGAAGGCGGUCAUCUCCGUCAAGGACGUGGGGGUCAUCAGCCUGCCCUACACCAGCAACGGGCUCCAGAUCACACCCUUUGGCCAGAGCGUGCGGCUGGUGGCCAAGCAGCUGGAGCUGGAGCUGGUGGUCAUGUGGGGUCCGGGCACCCACCUCAUGGUCCUGGUGGAGAAGAAGCACAUGGGCAAGAUGUGUGGGCUGUGUGGGAACUUCGACGGUGAGAAGACAAAUGAGUUUCUGAGCGAGGACGGCCAACUCCUGGAACCCCCUAAGUACGCCGCCCUCCAGAAGCUGGAUGACCCCAACGAGAUCUGUGCCUAUGAGGCCAUCCCCAGCCCCCGGGUCCUGCAGGCAGGGAACGCCCAGACCUGCAUCCAGCUGCUGACCCUGGUGUCCCCCGAGUGCAACGUGCCCAAGGAGCCCUUCCUGCUGAGCUGCCAGGCGGACAUGACCACGUGUGCCCAACCCGGCCGGCACAACUGCAGCUGUGCCACGCUAUCUGAGUACUCGCGCCAGUGCAGCAUGGCCGGCCAGCCCGUCAACAGCUGGCGGGGCCCUGGCCUCUGUUCUGUGGGCCAGUGCCCAGCCAACCAGGUGUACCGGGAGUGCGGCGAGACCUGCGUGAGGACCUGCUCCAACCCGCAGCACAGCUGCUCCAGCUUCUGCACCUUCGGCUGCUUCUGCCCGGAAGGUAUGGUUCUGGACGACAUCUCCAAAAACCACAGCUGCGUGCCUGUCCCCCAGUGCCCCUGCAUGCUCAGCGGGGUGGUCUACGCCCCUGGGGAGGUCACGACAGCCGCCUGCCAGACCUGCCGGUGCUCCGGGGGCCACUGGGAGUGCGUGGAGCGGCCCUGCCCCAGGCGCUGUGCCCUGGAGGGCGGCUCCUUCGUCACCACAUUCGACGCCAGGCCCUACCGCUUCCACGGCACCUGCACCUACAUCCUCCUCCAGAGCCCCCAGCUCCCCGACGGGGGCUCGCUCAUGGCCGCGUACGACCAGUCUGGGUACUCACGCUCGGAGACAUCACUGGCCGCUGUCAUCUACAUGUCCAGCCAGGACAAGAUUGUGAUUUCUCAGGACGAGGUGAUCACCAACAACAGGGACACCAAGUGGCUGCCGUAUAAGACUCGCAACAUCACAAUCUUCAGGCAGACAUCCACCCACAUCCAGAUGGUCACCACCUUCGGGCUGGAGCUCGUGAUCCAGCUGCGGCCCGUGUUCCAGGUGUACAUCACUGUUGGGCCCCAGUUCAGAGGCCAGACCAGAGGGCUCUGCGGCAACUUCAACGGGGACACGACGGACGACUUCACGACCAGCAUGGGCAUCGCCGAGGGCACCGCCUCGCUCUUCGUGGACUCCUGGCGGGCAGGAAACUGCCCAGCCGCGCUCGAGCGUGAGACCGACCCCUGCUCCAUGAGCCAGCUCAACAAGGUGUGCGCGGAGACCCACUGCGCGGUGCUGGUGAAGAAGGGCACGGUGUUCGAGAAGUGCCAUGCCGCCGUGGACCCCAAGCCCUUCUACAAGAGGUGCGUGUACCAGGCCUGCAACUACGAGGAGACCUUCCCGCACAUCUGCGCCGCCCUGGGCGACUACGCCCUCGCAUGCACCUCGCGCGGCGUCCUGCUCCAGGGCUGGAGGAGCAGCGUGGACAACUGCAGCACCCCUUGCACAGGCAACCAGACGUUCAGCUACGACAGCCAGGCCUGCGACCGCACGUGCCUGUCGCUGUCCGACCGCGAGGUUGAGUGCCACCCCAGCGCCGUGCCCGUGGACGGCUGCAACUGCCCCAAGGGCACCUACCUGAACCACAAGACCGAGUGUGUGCGUAAGGCCCAGUGUCCCUGCCUCCUGGACGGCUCCAAGUUCAUCCUGGCCGACCAGUCCACCAUGGUCAAUGGCAUCAUCUGCUACUGCGUCAACGGGCGGCUGAGCUGCCCGGCACAGCCUCAGAUGCUCUUGGCAACCUGCUCGGCCCCCAAGACGUUCCAGUCCUGCAGCCGGUCCUCGGAGGACAAGUUCGGGGCGGCCUGCGCCCCCACCUGUCAGAUGCUGGCUACCGGCACCCCCUGUGUGCCCACCAAGUGUGAGCCUGGCUGUGUCUGUGCCAAGGGGCUCUACGAGAACGCCAACGGGCAGUGUGUGCCCCCCGAGGAGUGCCCGUGCGAGUUUGCAGGCGUCUCCUAUCCCAAGGGCGCCGAGCUCCACACGGACUGCAAGAGCUGCAUCUGCUCUAGGGGGGCAUGGACGUGCCAGCAGAGUGCCCACUGCCCAUCGACCUGUACCCUCUACGGGGAGGGCCACGUGGUCACCUUCGACGGGCAGCGCUUCGUGUUUGAUGGCAACUGCGAGUACAUCCUGGCCACAGACAGCUGCAGUGCCAGCGACUCGCAGCCCACCUUCAAGAUCCUUACAGAGAAUGUCGUGUGUGGGAAGUCAGGCGUCACCUGCUCGCGGGCCAUCAAGAUCUUCCUGGGGGGCCUGUCCAUCGUGCUGGCGGAUAGGAACUACACGGUCAGCGGGGAGGACCCCAGCAUGCACUUCCGGGUCAAGGCCAGCUCCCUGCACCUGGUGCUGGAUGCCACCAUCAGCAGCAUGUACCACCUGACCCUCAUCUGGAACAAGCACAUGACCGUCUUCAUCAAGAUCGCCCGUGCCUCCCAGGACGCCCUCUGCGGCUUGUGCGGCAACUACAACGGGAACAUGAAAGACGACUUCCAGACACGCAGCAAGUACCUGGCGUCCAGCGAGCUGGAGUUCGUGAACUCCUGGAAGGAGAGCCCGCUGUGCGGGGACACCACCUUCACGCUGGACCCCUGCAGCCUCAACACCUUCCGUCGCUCCUGGGCUGAGCGCAAGUGCGGCAUCAUCAACAGCCAGACCUUCGCCGCCUGCCACGGCCAGGUGUACCGCCUGCCUUACUAUGAGGCCUGCGUGCGCGACGCGUGUGGGUGUGACGCCGGCGGGGACUGCGAGUGCCUGUGUGACGCCGUGGCCGCCUACGCCCAGGCCUGCCUGGACAAGGGCGUGUGUGUGGACUGGCGGUCCCCAGACUUCUGCCCCAUCUACUGCGACUUCUACAACACCCACACGCAGGUGGGCGGCGGCAAGUACCAGUAUGCCCAGGAGGCCAACUGUACAUGGCACUACCAGCCAUGCCUCUGCCCCGAGGGGCCACGGAGCGUCCCGGGCGCCAACAUCGAAGGCUGCUACAACUGCUCCCAGAAUGAGUACUUCGACCACGACAAGGGGAUGUGCUUGCCAUGCAGUAAGCUCACAGCUCCCUACCCCACAACAACAGCAUAUGCGCCACACUCAGGCUUGCCUGGCACAGAAACCAGGCCCACCACAGCCAUGGCCAGCACCACAGUGACCCCCAGCACCACUGGGCUGAGCUCCCCCAGACCCUCGCCAAGCUCCCCGGCCACACCUGAGGCCCCGACCCGGACACCCAGCCCUCCGGCCACAGCCACAGCCCCCACCACCCGGACACAACCAACAUUCUCCUCAGGAGAUUCGUCUCGAACCACCUCCACCGUCACCACACGGGCCACAGCAGCGCCGACCGCCACGGCCACUCGAAGGUCGACAGCCACAGCACCCACCGUGACCCGGGCCACAAUGCGGCCCACAGGAUCCUCCCCCAGCACAGCCACGCGGUCCACAGCUCGGUCCACGGCGCGAACCACAGCAGCCCCGCCAACCCCGGCAACAUCAGGGACCUCCACAGUGUCCCCCGCAACACCCAAGCCCCCACCCACCACGGCCACCCCCACCAAGGGAGUCCACAGGCCCCAGGGGAGGCCAGGGCUCCAAAAGGCCCCUGACCCAAGUGCAGGCCCCGACCCUGGGGCAGGGCCACAAACCUCCGAUUCCCCUGACAGCAGGCGAGAAGAGAAGCCCUUUCCCGAGGCCAGUGGCAGAAACAGAGCCCACACCCAGAACCCCGCCACGGACAAAGACCACAACAGAGACUGCCACACCCACAGCCCCACCACUGACAGAGACCACAACAGGGACUGCCACACCCAGAACCCCGCCACUGACAAAGACCACAACAGGGACCACCACACCCACAGCACCGCCACUGACAAAGACCACAACAGGGACCGCCACACCCAGAACCCCGCCACUGACAAAGACCACAACAGGGACCGCCACACCCACAGCCCCGCCACUGACAAAGACCACAACACGGACCGCCACACAGAGAACCCCGCCACUGACAAAGACCACAACAGGGACCACCACACUCACAGCCCCGCCACUGACAAAGACCACCACACCCAGAAACCCGCCACUGACAAAGACCACAACAGGGACUGCCACACCCAGAACCCCGCCACUGACAAAGACCACAACAGAGACCGCCACACCCACAGCCCCACCACUGACAAAGACCACCACACCCAGAAACCCGCCACUGACAAAGACCACAACAGGGACUGCCACACCCAGAACCCCGCCACUGACAAAGACCACAACAGAGACUGCCACACCCACAGCCCCGCCACUGACAAAGACCACAACAGGCACCACCACACCCAAAACCCCACCACUGACAGAGACCACAACAGGGACCGCCACACCCACUGCCCCGCCAUUGACGAAGACCACGACAGGGAGCACGCAAGCCCAGAACUCGGUCAGCACAGCCACAACCUCCACGGCCCCGGUAUCACACUUUACUUCAAAUGCCCUCCAUGUAACCACAUCCCCACCAUUCACCACCAUCUCCCCUCCAUCCACGGGAACACCCUUCCAGACCACUACCACCUACCCUACCACAUCACACCCAGAGACCCUCCCCAUCCAUGUGUCAACAUCUGCCACUUCUUUGGUGACUCCAACCUCUCACCGAGUCAUCACCCCAACAAGGUCCCACACUACCUCCACCACUCCAAAGCCAACUGGCACCCCAGCCACAUCAACACACGUCCCUGUCACAGAAACAGAGCCCACACCCACAGCCACACCAUUGACAAAGACCACAACAGAGACCACCACACCCACAACCCCGCCACUAACAAAGAGCACAACAGGGACCGCCACACCCACUGCCCCACCGUUGACGAGGUCCACGACAGGGACCACACGAGCCCAGAACUCGCCAACUGGCAUGCCACCCACAUCGACACACGUCCCUGUCACAGAAACAGAGCCCACACCCAGAACCCCUCCACUGACAAAGACCACAACAGGGACCGCCACACCCAGAACCCCGCCACUGACAAAGACCACAACAGGGACCGCCACACCCAGAACCCCGCCACAGACAAAGACCACAACAGGGACCGCCACACCCACAGCCCCGCCACUGACAAAGUCCACAACAGGGACCACCACACCCAGAACCCCGCCACUGACAAAGACCACAACAGGGACCGCCACACCCACUGCCCCGCCAUUGACGAAGACCACGACAGGGAGCACGCAAGCCCAGAACUCGCCAACAGGCACCCCACCCACAUCGACACACGUCCCUGUCACAGAAACAGAGCCCACACCCACAGCCCCACCACUGACAAAGACCACAACAGGGACUGCCACACCCACAGCCCCGCCACUGACAAAGACCACAACAGGGACCGCCACACCCAGAACCCCGCCACUGACAAAGACCACAACAGGGACCACCACACCCACAGCCCCGCCACUGACAGAGACCACAACAGGCACCGCCACACCCAGAACCCCGCCACUGACAGAGACCACAACAGGGACCGCCACACCCACAGCCCCGCCACUGACAAAGACCACAACAGGGACCGCCACACCCACAGCCCCGCCACUGACAAAGACCACAACAGGGACCGCCACACCCAAAACCCCGCCACUGACAAAGACCACAACAGGGACCGCCACACCCACAGCCCCGCCACUGACAAAGGCCACAACAGGGACCGCCACACCCAGAACCCCGCCACUGACAAAGACCACAACAGGGACCGCCACACCCACAGCCCCGCCACUGACAAAGACCACAACAGGGACUGCCACACCCACAGCCCCGCCACUGACAAAGACCACAACAGGGACUGCCACACCCAGAACCCUGCCACUGACAAAGACCACAACAGGGACCGCCACACCCACCGCCCCGCCACUGACAAAGACCACAACAGGCACCGCCACACCCAGAACCCCACCACUGACAGAGACCACAACAGGGAGCGCCACACCCAGAACCCCAACACUGACAAAGACCACAACAGGGACCGCCACACCCAGAACCCCGCCACUGACAAAGACCACAACAGGGACCGCCACACCCACAGCCCCGCCACUGACAAAGACCACAACAGGGACCGCCACACCCACAGCCCCGCCACUGACAAAGACCACAACAGGGACCACCACACCCACAGCCCCGCCACUGACAAAGACCACAACAGGGACCGCCACACCCACAGCCCCGCCACUGACAAAGACCACAACAGGGACCGCCACACCCAGAACCCCGCCACUGACAAAGACAACAGGGACCGCCACACCCACAGCCCCGCCACUGACAAAGGCCACAACAGGGACCGCCACACCCAGAACCCCGCCACUGACAAAGACCACAAUAGGGACCGCCACACCCACAGCCCCGCCACUGACAGAGACCACAACAGGGACCGCCACACCCAGAACCCCACCACUGACAGAGACCACAACAGGGAGCGCCACACCCAGAACCCCACCACUGACAGAGACCACAACAGGGAGCGCCACACCCAGAACCCCGCCACUGACAAAGACCACAACAGGGACCGCCACACCCAGAACCCCGCCACUGACAAAGACCACAACAGGGACCGCCACACCCAGAACCCUGCCACUGACAAAGACCACAACAGGGACCGCCACACCCACAGCCCCGCCACUGACAGAGACCACAACAGGCACCGCCACACCCAGAACCCCACCACUGACAGAGACCACAACAGGGAGCGCCACACCCAGAACCCCGCCACUGACAAAGACCACAACAGGGACCGCCACACCCAGAACCCCGCCACUGACAAAGACCACAACAGGGACUGCCACACCCACAGCCCCGCCACUGACAAAGACAACAGGGACUGCCACACCCACAGCCCCGCCACUGACAAAGACCACAACAGGGACCGCCACACCCAGAACCCCGCCACGGACAAAGACCACAACAGGGACCGCCACACCCACAGCCCCGUCACUGACAAAGACCACAACAGGGACCGCCACACCCACAGCCCCGCCAUUGACAAAGACCACAACAAGGACCACCCGAGCCCAGAACUCGCCAGCAACCCCACCUCCUCAGCUCUGUCCUCUCGGUCCACUACCUCACAGCCCACCUCUCUCAUGACCCGAGCCCCCACGCAGGGCCUCCUGUCUUCUACCCUGGGGGUGACAGCCAUCCCGAAUUCUCCAGCCACCAACCUCACCACCAGACAGCCAAGUACCACCGGGCUGCCGGCCACCGUAUUCCUGACCAGCUCCAUCACUGUGCGUGGAAGCUCCUCCUUGCCCACUGCCGGGUCCUUUUCCACCGGGGGCCAGUCCACCUCCUCUCUCAUCACGUCUCUACCCAGCUCUCCAGGUACGGAGCCCAGCAGACCAGAAACACCUCUGCCCACAGGGACCUGCAGCGUGAGGGAGUUUGAGGAAGAGGUCACUUACCAGGGGUGCACGGCCAACGUGACGGUGACCCGCUGCGAGGGCGUCUGCGCCUCCUCAGCCAGCUUCAACACCGACACCACGCGAGUGGACACCAAGUGUGGCUGCUGCCACCCGCUCAGCUCCCACGAGAAGCAGCUCGUGCUGCCCUGCCCGGACCCCAGGGUGAGGGGACAGCGGCUGACGCUCACGCUGCAGGUAUUCGGCAGCUGCACGUGCCGCUCCCAGCGCUGCAGAGACUAGAGACCUGGCCCCGGGAGUGAGGACCAA
Messenger RNA from Balaenoptera acutorostrata (minke whale), 8241 nucleotides. It is a transcript of the gene MUC6, whose product is annotated as mucin 6, oligomeric mucus/gel-forming. The coding region runs from base 1 to 8214 and encodes 2737 amino acids. Gene Ontology annotation, cellular component: extracellular matrix. NCBI's taxonomy places the organism in Eukaryota, Metazoa, Chordata, Mammalia, Artiodactyla, Balaenopteridae. Gene Ontology annotation, molecular function: protein binding. The transcript is spliced from 38 exons. The record is from RefSeq and is a predicted model, not a curated record.